This is a messenger RNA of Carica papaya (papaya), 1791 nucleotides long. RefSeq names its product Immunoglobulin E-set superfamily protein. Gene Ontology annotation, cellular component: cytosol; membrane; cytoplasm. Gene Ontology annotation, molecular function: protein binding; Rho GDP-dissociation inhibitor activity. The record is from RefSeq and is a predicted model, not a curated record. Gene Ontology annotation, biological process: Rho protein signal transduction. Lineage: Eukaryota; Viridiplantae; Streptophyta; Magnoliopsida; Brassicales; Caricaceae.
AAAUGAUUUUUUUGUAGUUUAUAAAACACAGACAUGAAUGUAAAAAUGAAUUUCUUGUUUCAACCCUAACACAUUACAGUGAGCUGUAAUUUGGUCAAAGAUCAUGUAUGAAUGUUAAUGCAAUCAUCAUCCUCCAUGAUCCAUUCACCCAAUUCUAACCUCUCCCUCAUUCUUUCUUCCCUUUUGUACCUAUCCUGCGUGUUAAGUGUUGAAAAUGAAAUAAUAUAAAUUCACACAUCCUCCUCAAAUUCUGGUCUUCGUGGAAGCUAGCUAACGCAGGAAUGAACCAGAACCCACCCACGAUCUCGUCACCUCUCACCUCUCUGCUCUGUCUGUUGAUUGGGUUUGAUUGAUUGGAUGAUUCAGAAUUUCGGAUCACCCGCAUGACCGUUUCCAUUUUUUCUAUAUUUGAACUUUCCACAACGAACUCGUCUCUUUUUUCCUUCACUUUCUCGCCUUUUCUUGGCUCUGUUUGCCUCGCUGGAAGCUUAUCUCUUAUGGGCAUUUCCUAUUCUUUUGUGGGUGUUUUAGUGCUUUUUGGUUCCCCUGUUGAGAUUCUUUGACCUAAGACCCUAAUUCCCAUUUUUUAAUUUCUCGGGCUUCUCUCAUUUUUUGUUGUUUCUCGUUGAGAAAAAAACAGAUUCUUUCUUCUGGGCCUUGUUUGAUUUCUUUCUCUGCUUGUUCGUUUCUUAUUUGUUUGUCAAUUGUUUGUCAUUGUUCUGCUUAGGUCUAUUCUGUUUUAGUCUUCUUCUUCUUUUUCUUUUUGUUACUGGUUGAUGGGCUGUUGUUGUUAAUGUCCUUGGCGGCUGGUGUUGUGGAUUCUUCAACUGUUCAAGUUCCAACAAAAGCAUGCAUGGGACUUGAUAACGAUGAGAAAAGUGAAGUUUCAUGGGAGAAGACAGUGAAGACGCCGGAGGGAGAAGAGAACGUUGAGGAAGAAAGUAGUACUGGACAUGGCAUGAGCAGGAAAAACAGUGAGAGCUCUAUUUGUCCAACGGAGGAUGAAGAAGAUGAUGAAGAAAGGAAGCUUGAUUUGGGUCCAAGGAUUGCACUCAAGGAGCAACUUGAGAAAGAUAAGGAUGAUGAAAGCUUGAGAAGGUGGAAAGAACAGCUUCUCGGGGCUGUGGAUUUGGAGUCUGUUGGAGAGACACUUGAUCCAGAGGUUAAGGUUCUCUCCAUUGCUAUCAUAUCUCCGGGUCGAGAAGAUAUUGUUCUUUUGCUUCCUGAGAAUGGAAAUCCGAAAGGCACAUGGUUUACCUUAAAAGAAGGUAGCCAUUACAGCUUGAAGAUCACUUUCCAGGUUAGCAAUAACAUUGUUUCUGGCCUCAAAUUCAGUAACACCGUCUGGAAAACCGGUGUAAGAGUGGAUAGCUCAAAAGAGAUGCUUGGAACAUUCAGUCCUCAAGCUGAGCCUUACACACAUGAGAUGCCUGAAGAAACAACCCCAUCUGGGAUUUUUGCUAGAGGAUCUUAUGCAGCUAGAAUCAAGCUUGUUGAUGAUGACAAGAAGUGCUACUUGGAGAUCAAUUACACCUUCGAAAUCCGUAAAGAUUGGAGUCAAUGAAUCGAAAACUUCCAAUUUCAGCUUCGUUUCGUGGGUUUGCUCCGAGUCGAUCCAUUUCCAACUUGAAGCAUUCCUUCCUAUUCCAACAUAAUUUGAUUUAAAUUGUCGUUUAUCUGGUAUAUUGUCCGAGACUUGUUAUUUUAUCUACCUAUACAACAAAGUAAAAGAAAAAAAGAAAAAAAAAAAAGAAGUUUCUUCCUGUUGAUUUGGCUAAAAUGAAGCUUGGA